GGUGGCAACGUCUUUCAGUGCCAGUGCAGUGUUGAGGGCGAUUUCUUUCACAGAAAAGAAAUGGUGUGCGAUUGUGAUUAGAUUAUAAAUAAUAAGAAUCUAAAAACCAACAAAUGUGUUUAAUUUGAUAAUAAUCAUAAUAAAUAAGCUACAAAGUGAACGCAUCUUUAAAUACCGAUUCCAGCACGUUAUUAAUUGUUUUAACUAUAUAUUUGUAUGUAUGCUUGUGUAUUGUGUGCAUGUAUGUGUGUGUGUGUGAUCUUUUAGGUGUAUGCGAGUGUACAAGUGUGUGUUUGCCUGCGAGUUUCUCAGUUGAUUCGCGAAAUUGAGAAUAGAAAGAUGGUGCUCGGUAAAUUAGUGAUUAAGAAAUUCUCCAGUUAAUAAUUGGAAUCAAAGCAAAUCAAAAAUGCUCCCCUCACCGCUGCACUAUUCGACGAUGAGGCCACAGGCGCCGGCGGUGCACGAUCCCAAAAAGGAUGAGCUCCGCACUGCACCAUGGUACUGGGGCAACAUAACGCGAGAGGAGGCAAAGAACGUAUUGUUCGGCAAGCCGGAUGGCAGCUUUUUAGUUCGCGAUGCCCAAGCAAAAAAGGGUGAAUACACAUUGACCCUGAUGAAGGAUGGCAACGAGAAGCUUAUCAAGAUUUGCCACAUAAAUGGAAACUAUGGUUUUGUUGAAAAAUAUCAGUUCAAUUCGGUUGUGGAAAUGAUCAACUAUUAUACGAUCAACUCGCUGAAGAUGUACAAUAAGACGCUGGACAUAACGCUCAGCAAUCCAAUAUAUUGCCCCUUCGAUGAUGACGAUGCACAGCCUCAGGGUGAUAUACAUGUAUUAAGUGAUGAAUUUAUACGAUGCUCUCAAAUUCUACUGCAACGGGAGCAGGCGCUCGAUCAGAAGAAGACGGCAUUUAAUGAAAUCCGUGAGGAACUGCGGGAGAAGAAGUUGCAUCAACGUGCGUUUGCCAAUGCGGAAAAGAUGUUUCGCAGUCAAAUAGAAUUGUUUGAAUCGUUUAUGAUUAAGUCCAACAAGGAGGAUCCAGAGUUGCAAUUGCAAUAUAAUCUGUCGAACCUGAAAGCCUAUCUCGAAGAAGUGCACGGCCAAAUGGAAACCAUGAAUCUGGAAAUUAUGUCUCGAAAGGAGGACGAACAGUUGCUGGAACGUCAAAUAAAUGCUAGCAAGCCGGAGCUCCAGGAAUUGCAAUUGCGCAAGGACAAGCACAUUGAGCGUCUUAAAGGCUUUGGUCUAACCGAGGGAGAUCUACAAGAAAUACUGGAAAUGGGCUUCGACAAGUGGAAGCAAUAUUAUGAUAAGGCAUCAAAUCAGCCGCAUCGCAAUGAAUCUUUGUGGUUCCUCAAGGAUGUUAAGCGACGGAAUGCCGAGGAUCUGCUGAAGGGCGCACCAACUGGCACAUUCCUGAUACGGGCGCGCGAUGCCGGACACUAUGCGCUAUCCAUUGUCUGCAAGGCGGGCAUACACCAUUGUAUCAUUUAUGAGACGGAGACGGGAUUUGGUUUUGCCGCUCCGUACAACAUAUAUUCAUCGCUGAAUAAAUUGGUUGAGCAUUAUGCCUGCAAUUCGCUGGAGGAGCACAAUGACACGCUGACGACAGUGUUGCGCAUUCCGGUGCUCUAUUGGUUGGAGGACAAACAGAAUGUUUUGGCACUGCUGCAGGAGGAGUUGGAGUCUGAGGAGCAGGAACGACUUGCACAGGAGGCAGAACUAAUGACAGCAAUGACUGCAAUGACAGCCAGCAGCAGUGCACCAAUACCCACGACACGAUCACGAGAUCAUAGCGGCCAUGACACUGUCGAUGCAUCGCUGGGCAGCAGCGAAACGGAAACGCCACCGGCAUCCAUAUCGCCUUCCAACUUUAGCACAUCGCAAUAGGUGAUGAAAGAGCACAACCAAGCAAAAACAAAUCCCCCUCCUGAAACAAAAUCUCCCUGUGCUACAAGUGUCCAAGCCAAUACCUUAGGCUAGCUAUCUCUCAUUGGAAUCCCUGCGAUGCAUCUGUCACCCUGUUCCCACUUCCCAGUCCCCCUAUAAUGGUGUCUCUCUUAAUCAUAUAUUUAACAAAAAAAAAAAAAGGAAACAAUUUUUGUGUGAUGGCGGCAGCUCGGGAACAGAACAGUUCAACUGUCAGCCCCGCAUCACCGCUUUUAAAGCGAAAAAAACGAAAUAACAAACAGCAAACGAAACAGUAACAAGUAAUUUGGUGAUCAUGUUGAUGUCGCUUACAAAAAAUAUACAUAUAAUAUGUAUAUAUAUCCUAUAUAUAUCUCCAUAUGUAUAUGUAUAUGUGGUACGUGUUUUCGUUAUUGUUUCUUUCUUGUAACAAUGCAUUUCGCUUGAUAAGUGAUAAUAUCAGGCCAACUGCUAUAUGAAUUAUUGGAGUCUCCUAUCCACAUAAUUACCAUAUUAAAAAGCGUCUAAUCUAUAUUAAAGUAAAGAUCGGUAGAACUUUGCACGCUGCGCGUCUUCAACGUAAAACCGAUUUUGAAAGGAUCAGAUAAAAACAUUAUAAUCAUAAAUUCAUUACCUACAAAAUGCGAAAACUCUUUGUCGUGUUCAUUGUAAGUAAAUAUAUAUACAUAUUUAUUUAUAUGUAUGUAUAUAUAUAUAUAUAUAUAUAUAUAUAUAUAUAUAUAUAUAUUAGUUUUGGAAUUCGGUCGAUCGGUAACGGUUUCGUCAUCCGAUAUAACAGAUUUUGAUAAUCGCAACGGGCAAUCCAAUCCGACCACCAAAUUAUUUGUUGUUAUUACGAGUCUAAAUGAUUUUGAAAUAGUUUUAAGUACAAUUUACAAUAAGUAUGUUUACUCGAUGUGAUCAGUUGUCUGUUGCUACUCUAUCAUAAUUAUUUUGUUUUUUUUUCCUGUAAUCCAUCUAUAGUUAUACAUCAUUUUGUGUUUUAUAUUACAAUAAUUAAUUAACUUUAUAGACAGUAUACGUUAAACACAAUCACAAAUACACACACACACACACACAGCAACAACGAUGAGAAACAAAAGUGCAAUCGGCAAACGAAACAA
Molecule: messenger RNA, 3030 nt
Organism: Drosophila innubila
Lineage: Eukaryota; Metazoa; Arthropoda; Insecta; Diptera; Drosophilidae
Gene: Pi3K21B
Product: phosphatidylinositol 3-kinase regulatory subunit gamma
Exons: 5
Coding region: 407-1888 (493 amino acids)
Biological process (GO): phosphatidylinositol phosphate biosynthetic process; insulin receptor signaling pathway
Cellular component (GO): phosphatidylinositol 3-kinase complex
Molecular function (GO): 1-phosphatidylinositol-3-kinase regulator activity
Source: RefSeq, a predicted model, not a curated record